UCCACUGGAGCAACAACUGUUUAGAGAAACAAGACAGAACAUUCUGGAGCUGCAACUGUCACUGGACUGAAACGCUUACAGGAGAGAAAAAAGAAGAAUAUUCAGGCAUUAAAGCACCAUUAAUGGUUUCUUUCAACUCAGUUUUUUAAACUGAGACUGAAGCCAUAUGGAUUGAUCCUUUUUUCCUUUGGCUGAUUUUCAGUGUGGUUUGAGUGGGCUGUGCUCUGCAGGAGAACAUACAGGAAACGCUCUCACCGACUUCUCACACACAGAGAAGCUGUUACUGCAGCAGCAGGAGUUUUAGCUGUGACUUGUCGACCGAAGUAAUGAUGUCAGGCAGAGUGGUUCCUUUCCUUCUCCUGUCUCUCUAUGUGACUGUGGGUUCAGUCCUGGGCCAAGGUUCCUCUCAGGAUACCUUUAUAAUCCAGUACCUGGAGAGGAGACUUUCUCAGAUGGAGGAGCGUCUGAAUCAAUGCGAGCAAAAGACAGUGACUGUCACCCAGAAGACCUAUGACAUUUCCUCUGAAGUCAGAGGUUAUGUGUCCACUCUAAAUGCUCUGAGAUCAGAGGUGAAGAACCAGGUGGACAGUGUGUCUUCACGUGUAGAGCGGGUGGAGAGAGAGUUGGAGUAUCUUGAAAACAAGAUCCCCACCCAGACUGACAUCGAGAUGGAAGAGGCACUGCUGGAACAACAGAUAAAGGCUGCUGAGCUGGACCUGCUCAAAAACAAAGCCAAGAUCCUAGUGGACAAUGACUGCAGCACAGCCCUGAGUCAAAUCAAGUCUCUCAAGAUUGUGAAGAGGGCAGGAGACGCCUACGGUUCCUGGUUCAAGGACCCCUCGGAAGGAUCAGCAAAGGUCUACCUGCUCAGUGGAAUCCGUAACAGCACCCUGCUGGAGUAUGUUUCUCUGCAGAGUUUCACAGAGAGGACCACAACAGCACCAGUCAGGGUGGUGGAGCUGCCUUUCCCCUGGCAGGGGACGGGUCAGGUGGUCUACAAUGGAUACCUCUACUACCACAAGGCAGACACUACCAACCAGAUACUGAAGGUGGAACUUUUGAAUGGUACAGUGAUGGACAGCACACUGCUACCAGGAGCAGGCCGUAUCCCAGUCUACAGUCUGAACCCCAACACCUACCUGGACAUGGCUGUGGAUGAACUCGGCCUCUGGGUCAUUCAUGCUGACACUGAGUAUGCAGGAAACCUGGUCAUCUCCAAACUGGAUAAAGGGAGUUUGGCAGUGGAGUAUACCUGGGAUACACAAUGUAGAAGCCGUGAUGCUGAAGGAGCGUUCCUAAUAUGUGGAACCCUUUAUGUGGUCUACAACACACGCUACGGAGGUCGCUCCACCAUACAGUGUCUCUACGACAUCCAUGACACCAUCCACAGUGGGGAGAGUCCGGUAUUGUUCUUCCCAAAACGCUACACCAGCCACAGCAGCAUCCACUACCACCCUGGGGACAAACAGCUGUACGCCUGGGACGACGGCUACCAGACGAUAUACAAAGUGGAGACAGCCAGACAUCCCCAAGUCACUGCAGAAUGAAGACGAUCGAGAGUGUUUAUGCUUUCAACAUAAAUUUAAAUCCAAAACUAUGCAAUAAACAUCACUUAUGAAAGUAUUAAUUAGGGACACCUAUAAAUAAAUAGCUUAUAAUCGACUGUUGCUCAGUAUAGUGAUCCUUUGCUGGCAAUGGAUGCUACCUUUAUCACUCAUACUCAUUAUAGACAUAAAGAUCAUGUCCGAACAAAGGCAUUUUAUACAUUAGACUUUUUUAUACUUUGUAUUACUUCAAUAAAGAUCAUUUAAGAGUCA
Molecule: messenger RNA, 1817 nt
Organism: Centropristis striata (black sea bass)
Lineage: Eukaryota; Metazoa; Chordata; Actinopteri; Perciformes; Serranidae
Gene: olfml1
Product: olfactomedin-like 1
Exons: 8
Coding region: 327-1547 (406 amino acids)
Biological process (GO): signal transduction
Source: RefSeq, a predicted model, not a curated record